CUGCGCAAACGCUUGAUGUUUGACGGUGAUGAUCACUGUUGUGUUCAGCUCGCGAGCUGAGCACUGCAGCGCGCGGAGAAAAACACGCACAGCACCGGUCCCAGUGAGAGGAGGUGAAGUCAAGGACUAAAAAUGCCGGUGCCUCCUCCACCUCCCCCUCCGCCGCCCCCCACCCUAGCUCAGGCCAACACGGAGAAGCCUGUCUUAAAUAGAACAGACCAACAGGGCAGGCACGCUUUACUGUCAGACAUCAACAAAGGAGCGAAGCUGAAGAAGACUUCCACCAAUGACCGCAGCGCUCCUGUACUCGACAAACCUAAAGGUGGUGGAGGUGGGGGUGGAGGCGGGCCUGGAGGGGGAGGAGCCCCAGCUGGUCUGGGUGGUCUCUUCCAGGGAGGGAUGCCAAAGCUGCGCUCCGCUCGAGAUGAUUCUGUAAGCGUCAGGCCUCCAGUUCUGCCCCCUGGUGCUCGCAGCUCCGGUCCACGGCCUUUUGGAGGGGGAUCUGGCUUCGCCCCUCGUCUACCUGUGCAGCGCAGUGAAUCUUUCGACCCCGCGCGACCCCGGAUGACCCCGCCCCGGCCCGAAACACCGGGAGGGCCACCUCCCCCUCUUCCUAGCGCCCCGCGGCCCUUUCAGAGUAGCCUGCAGAGCAGGGGACCACCCUCGCUUCCUGGGGCACCCCGCCCGGGUUCCACACCAACCCCUCCACCUCCUAAUCCUCCGGGACGACAGCCCGCCCCUCCACCUGUGCCAGGAGGAUUCGGUCGCCCUCCUUCUGUUCCUUCACCCGUGGGCCACGCCGGACGGCCCCCUCCACCCCCUGCCCCCGGUCGCGGUGAUGACCGCCCUCCACCCGUUCCUUCUGGAAAUCGUUCUUUGCCCGUCACUCGGGACAGCCCUCCUCUUCCGCCUCCUCCGUCAGCAAGUAGUAAACCGACUCCUCCUCCAGCUCCUUCUCCGGCCUCAUUGAGGGCGCCUGUGAGCGCCGCACCUCCACUGCCACCGGGUCGCCCAAGCCCAUCUACUCCAGAGGAGCAUAUACCACGCCUUCCCGAGCGGAACCUGUCACUUGGCUCACAUCCCCCCACUGUGCCACCCGGGAGAUCAGGGCCCCUUCCUCCACCACCUUCAGAGAGACCACCCGCAUUGGGCAGGAUAGCAGCGGGGCGAACAGGUCCCCUUCCACCUCCACCUCCUUCUGGACGUCCAGGUGGAGGAAGUGUGAGGUCAUCACCAGCUCCUCCCCCUCCAAACAGACCAGGUAUGGAUGCUCAUCGUGGUGGCAGUAGACCGCCGCUUCCACCGGACAGACCCACAUCAGGACCACUGCCCCCACCUCCCCCACCCAUGGGCAACGGUUACCACAAUCAGGGACAUCAGACAGAUGACUGGGAAUCUCGCUUCACGUUCCGACCCAUAUCGGAUCUUCCGCCCCCAGAACCCUACAUCCCCUCUCAGAAGACGUAUCCUAGUAAAAUGGCCAAGAAUGAAAACCGAGGUUCAGGAAAGAGAGAAAGAGGUGCACCCCCUCUGCCCCCUAUUCCUAGGUGAAAGCAACUCAGGAAUCGACAAUCCUUCCCUUCUCCCAUUAUAUCAUUUACUCUGGUACUGGCUGUAUUCAUAUUAUUCUGCCGGAGUAGUUCAAAUAUUCAAAGUGCUUAAAAAAUAAUGGCAAAGAAAUUGUGAUAUUACUGCCCCGCUGUGCUGAUGACUUUCUAUAAUUUCACGUUUUCGUGUGCUGGAGAGAUUCACGAAAUUGCUCUGAGAUACUACAGCUAGACCUUGCUUUAUUUUUCAGUUUGUCAUCGUCUAUGAGAGAUGUUUGUGUGUUAUUUUUUAUGUUUGUUGAAGGUCAUUUAUAAAUCCACACAGAGCAAUGAGGUUUUGGGAGACGGUCUUUGUCAUCUUUGUAAUUUGAUUUUAAGGUCCUGUCAUUGACAAACACAGGCCUAUGCUUUUGGGAACUUUUUGACUGAGACUCUUGGGCCCCCUACAGUCCAUUUGUCAUAUUACACAUCAUUCACAAAACAUGAUUUUGACACAAAACAGUUGACAUCAAAGAUGAAGAGGGAAUUAACUGGAUGUGGAGGACAGUGUCGGAGUGUAAAAGCCAUAAAAGUACCGUGAAACUUAGGUGUGUAUGUGGUGAUCCUGUCACCAGAUUUGUUGUUCUAUGCAGUAAAUAUAUUACACUCCUUUUUGAAUGAAGGAUAAUUGUUCUCUACAAUUUCAUGUAAGUGUGUUUGUUCUAUAUUAUGAAUUGCAUCUGUGAUGAUAAUGUAGGACGAAAGGCCAAAAUGUGUUUAAAAAGCAUUUUAUGAUGUAUAUGCACUUGCUUUUUUCGUUUACAUUACUAUUGCUCAGUGUUAGUCGUAUGACAGAUGUGUGGAGCCUGUUAGAAGUGUACAAGUCGUAUGUUAUAUCCGCCUGAUGUGCUAAGAGAAGCCAGUAUUUGGCUUGGUUUGGAUUUUUACAGGUAUGUUGCCUUAAUUUUUUGUUUACAUUGAGAGAAUUAAUGGCAAAUGUCUUCUAAUUCAAGAAUUAAAGUGAAUAAAGUUUGAGACUGACAUUGAAAUUAAUUAUAUGAACAGUGGCAUAGCAUUUAUUAGAAGGGUGUUAAAUUAGAUAAAAAAGAUUUGAAAUGGAUGAAGAAGAGGAAUGAUUGUGUAACCACAAUGAAAUAGAAAAAUGAUUUGACGUCAACAUACAAUGAAGGAUUCAAAAGUGUAUGAUGUAUUGUGUUCUGUUUGCACAGAUGCUUUUUGCGGUACUGUUGUUAUGUGUUAUAUUGUGUUGUUUAAUUUGUGUAUGUUUACUUUGCUUUUGUUUGCUUCAGACUGUUCUUUGCUGUUCUGUGCCCAAUAUGUUAGUUGAAGUAAAUAUGAAAAGUAUAUCUGUAUUUACACGUCGUUUUACACGUAUUCUUAUAAAGAUCUUAUUUUCAAUACUGAGAUCUUGACGUUUAUGGCACAACGAAUGCAAAGUGGAUUAUGCUCUUUGUUAUUUUAAUGCAUUUGUAUUUUUUCUUUAAAUAAAUAAAAGCAAGGAAACA
Triplophysa rosa is the source of this 3052-nucleotide messenger RNA. It is a transcript of the gene wipf1b, whose product is annotated as WAS/WASL interacting protein family, member 1b. The coding region runs from base 133 to 1551 and encodes 472 amino acids. The record is from RefSeq and is a predicted model, not a curated record. The transcript is spliced from 8 exons. Gene Ontology annotation, molecular function: actin binding. Lineage: Eukaryota; Metazoa; Chordata; Actinopteri; Cypriniformes; Nemacheilidae.